AGGCCCGAACUUCGCGUCCACGCAGUGACAGUUGUCAUUGUGUGUUAAGGUACGUGACCUUCGGUCUAGAACUUCAUCCUGGUUGUCUACUGAAGUGAUCAUCUACAAAACUUUGUAAAAUGCUGCGGACCACAUUUUGCAGAUGCGCUACACAGAUGAAUCUCACACAGCUGAGGACUUUAUUUGUUUUUCUCCCUAGGCCUCAGCUAACAUGUGACAGCUUCCCUACUCAGCUGGACCAUCCUGGACAAAGUGGUAAAUUACCAUUGAGAAAUGCCAUUCAAUCUAAGAUGAGUGACAGAAGUCAUUUGGUGGUCAGAAGAGGCUUCUGUUCUAAGCUUGAGGAAAGCAGACUGCAGCCAGAAAAGGUAUCUGAGACACAGACUGCACAUCCUAAGACGAUAAAGACAAAUUUUCGAAUGUCAGAACUUAGACCUUCAUCCUUUGAUAAGAAGAUACUACUGUGGUCCGGACGAUUUAAAAAGGAAGAAGAUAUACCAGAAAUGAUAUCCUUCGAGAUGCUUGAUGCAGCAAGAAACAGAAUUCGAGUGAAAGUCAGCUAUAUAAUGAUUAUUUUUACUGUACUAGGAUGUGCCGUAAUGAUUGCUUCAGGAAGAAAGGCUGCUGCUAAGCACGAGUCAGUUACUGCCUCAAAUUUGGAGAGGAAAGCACAACUGAAGAGAGAAGCAGAGAGAGAACAUGCAGCAGCUGUUAAAGCAGAAUAACUUUUGUCUGAAUUGUUAAGCAGAUCACGACAACAGAGACAGAAGUGCUAAAAGAAGAAAUGUCUUUGACAUGAAUGCUGAAGGUCUUAAUUUGCCUUCAUAGAGUAAUGACUUUUUGCAACGAUAUUGUAUGAAUAGAGAGUUUUUGUUUAAUGCUUUAGAACCAUCAGCAAACAGUUUAGUUACGUAAAUAGUCUUGCCUCAUAUUGUACCUUAACAGAACAGUCAUUUUUCAUUUAAAGAAGUUUUUGAUCUUAAAUAAAAUAAUUGUAUGAAAACAA
Molecule: messenger RNA, 1006 nt
Organism: Protopterus annectens (West African lungfish)
Lineage: Eukaryota; Metazoa; Chordata; Ceratodontiformes; Protopteridae
Product: protein FAM162A-like
Exons: 6
Coding region: 120-725 (201 amino acids)
Biological process (GO): positive regulation of release of cytochrome c from mitochondria; cellular response to hypoxia; neuron apoptotic process
Cellular component (GO): mitochondrion
Source: RefSeq, a predicted model, not a curated record